CAACGAACGACCAACGCCAUGUCUCGCAUCGUACAAACAUAUUGACUACCUCGUCUACAUCCACUCGAUAGGUUUCUCAAUGCCACAGUGAUUGAUUGUUGUGCUCACACCGCUCCGUAGCUUCGCUUUACGUCAGUGUACUAUCAAGACUUCGUUCAUCUCGCUAUUUCCUUUACCCUCUCCCAUCUGACGCUGCCUUCAGUCUUUUCAACGCCCCCUUUUACUUCAAUCAAAUCCACAGCGAGUUGAAAACAACCUCAAUGCACCUCAAUCUCAUCUCAGCCUUCUACCUCGUCACCCUCCUUCCAGUUACUCUCUCCCGAACACCGCAUCCUUGCUAUUACGAUGCCAACAAACCUGCCUCGGAUGACCUGAUCCCAUGUUACCCCUCCACUUUAUCAUCCCACUACUCCUGCUGCCGCGUAGGAGACAAGUGCCUUGAGCAAAAUGCCUGCUUUGACAGCGACACGCAGGUCACAUAUCAAUACGGCUGCACAGAUGCUUCCUUCCAGGACCCUCACUGUCCCCAAAAGUGCCAUCUUGAUACGGAGGAGAGUCACUGGGUCGGCCUCGUAUUCUGCAACGGGACAAGGGGCCUGCCAAAGGAUAAGUGGCUGUGCCAUCAUCCGUCUAACUGUGCCGGCAAGGGAGGAUGCGACGAGAGGGCGUGGGAUGAGGGUAUUGAGAGGAUGUGGAAGACGGGGUGUGAAGACCUGAAGCGGGGAGAUGAAUAUGUUGCGUUCGAAGCGAGCUUCACGCUCAGCGAUAUUGCCGCGCUGCCGUCGUCGAGUCGGCUGGCGAGUUAUUGGAGUGUGAAUGCAGAGCGGACGAAACCUCUCGUCACGUCAACGACAGCGUCGGCACAUACGACUACAGCUUCAAGUGGAUUAUCAAGCUCCGCUACAGCCUCGAGUACUUUAACCUCAACGCCGACCGCAACAUCAACACCAUCAGCAGCUCCAACUGCCCCAGCAUCUACGCGCAGAAGAGCAGCAACCAUCGGCCUAGGUGUAGGAAUCGGUUUCGGCGUCCCAGUCCUCCUCGGCCUCGCAGGCUUGACUCUCUUCUACAUCCGCCGCCAACACAAGAAACAUGAAGCCGUCCUCGCAACGCUUGCGAAUGAAUAUCCACCCGAAAAAGGCGCAGCCGCGGACAGCUAUGCUCACAAUGCGGAAGCAGGGCCAGGCUACGCUCAUACAGCAGAAUUAGACAGUACACCCAUAGUCGAAAGCUGUGGUUCCCCAACCCCUUCGGAAUUGCCCGGCUCGAGUGUGGCUGCCACGCCUUACCAGUCACCGAUUGGGUCGCCUGAAAUGGUGCAGGGAGAGUUGAAUAGGAAAGAGAGAAUGAGUGUGUGUGUGGAGGAGGGAAGGAACGCGGGGGUGCAGGAAGUGCCUGGUUGAUGGCUUGCAACGAUGACGACAAUGAUGUAUGAAAGCAGUUGAUAUGACAAGCAUGAAUAAAUGAAGAAGGAAGCAGUAUCGUAGGCAGAUACUGUUUCCGCUUUUCCAUUCAUUGCUCAGACCACGUCAAAGUUUUGCCCUUUUAUAGUGAACAUACUACUGUUCAAACCAGUGAUGUAGCUGACUAGACCAGUGAGAAGUAGACGAUGUCUGUAACAACAAGGUGUGCUGCAUGCGCCGCACCACUCUUAACCAUUCCGUGCCCCGGUUUCAAUCUCAUGUUAUAGACCUCGCUACCUCCUCCAUUACCACGACCUGGUGCUCCGAUGGAAUCUGCGAGAGACACUUUGCACAGUUG
Messenger RNA from Cucurbitaria berberidis CBS 394.84, 1761 nucleotides. RefSeq lists its product as uncharacterized. The record is from RefSeq and is a predicted model, not a curated record. The transcript has a single exon. The coding region runs from base 261 to 1403 and encodes 380 amino acids. NCBI's taxonomy places the organism in Eukaryota, Fungi, Ascomycota, Dothideomycetes, Pleosporales, Cucurbitariaceae.